UCCCUGGAUAAAACACAGCACUUGAGUAUUUCCCUCUUUGAAGCUCCUUUUCCUGUUUUUUUCCUCUGUUUCUUAGCGAGUUCAGGAUUUCUGUGCUUGCCUGGGUCGGUGCAGAGUCAGCUGCCUGUCCUCCCCCGCGCUGACUUCAGGCCCCAGGAAUGCGCAGGGCGCUGCCUCGUGGGCACCAGGAAACCUCCCGAGCUUGGCGUCCUGGAAAAGGGAGUCCCGUCAACUCCCGGCCUGUGUGAAGGUGUGUGCUUGUAUCUCUGUGUCUGUGCAGCCUUGGGACUUGUGAACCCAGCUCAGGGGAGGGUCAAAGCACCCAGAAUUUUAAACAACCCGUGACUUCGGCAUUUUUGUGAAAAAGGGAGGCUGAGCACAAAAGGAAACUCUAUCAGCCCCUUCAUGAGGGCAGAUGAUGCAGCAUGGCAUCACCCCUUAGUUCAGAUCUAUUCAGGUGCUCAGGACUCCCAGGGGGAUGUUGGAUGUUUGCACCAGAGAAUGCAGCCCUGAGCUGAACCCGUACCUGGCGGUGCUGGCUUUAGCUGCUGUGUGACCCCGGUCCCCGGGGGCAGCAGCGGCCCCACGCCUGACAGACAGAUGUCAUUGAAGUGCUGUGCAACAGAGCCUGGAGUCAAAUAUAGCGCUGUGAUGAUCUAGGUCGUGCAACUUAAUGAUUUCACUGCUGAAUGUAAAAUUAUUUUUGUUGUAUUUUUAGUAAGGCUCGUGCGGGCUGUGGGAAACAAACCCCUGGGAGCUGCGGGGCUGUGCGGGCGGUGGGGGCUGCACUCAUCCGUGCCAGGGCUCCUGUAUCCUGCACCCCCCGUGCCAGGGCUCCAGCACCCCCCGUGCCACCCCCAGGCUGAGCCCCGGCCCCCGCACCCUGCGGGCCGCAGGGGUCCCGGGCAGUGCUGGGGCUGGCCCGGUCAGACACCGCCCGGGAGGUCCCGUUUGGGAGAGCUGAUGUGGAGGCCUUGGCUCGAGGUGGUCGAACAGCUAAGAAAAGCAGGAUGGGGCUGCUCGGGGAACUUUCCCUUGUGAGAGUCAUCGGUACACUGACACAAAAGAAGCUCGUGGCUCUGGGCGGGAGGGAUGAGCAGCGCCUCUGUGUGCUGGCCUGGGGUGCCAAGGGAGGGGUGGCUGCAGGGCACCGGGCAGCACAGCACGGGCUGUGAGUGCCUGCCCAGCAUCAGCUGUGAGUACCUGCACUCAGCUGUGAGUACCUGCACUCAGCUGUGAGUACCUGCACUCAGCUGUGAGUACCUGCACUCAGCUGUGAGUACCUGCACUCAGCUGUGAGUACCUGCACUCAGCUGUGAGUACCUGCACUCAGCUGUGAGUACCUGCACUCAGCUGUGAGUACCUGCACAGCAGCAGCACCUGUGAGUACCUGCACUCCGCCAUGAGUACCUGCACUCAGCUGCUCUGUCGGGCUCGCAGUGGGGCUCAUGCUUGGCUCUCUCAUUGCUGCUUUGAGCUUCCUCUCCUGUCCCAUUGCUCCCCCAGUCAAAAGAAGGUGAAUCCAGGUGAGGUCUCACAGUGUGGUUUGUGUCAGGCUGUGGCUGCUGGGGACCCUUGGAGAAGCAGCAAUCCUGGGCCUGAUUCUGUGGGGCUCACAGAGGAACGGGUGGAUCAGGCUUCCCAGUGAGUGCAGCAGGAGCCGAGCGUGAUUCAUGCAAAUCAGGGUUUCCAUACAAAGUGAGAUUCCCUGUGUGAGAUGGAUGGAGCCAUCAGCACCACCGUGGUGCUGAGGAGGUGCCGAGGGCGGCUCCGGGCUGCGUGCUCACCCAGGCGUGUCCAGGCCUGUUCUCUUGGUACAAGAAACAAUUUUUACACGUCCUUAUGAGGAGGCUGCCAGCAGCCCUAGGGACCCUCAGAGCUCUGUCUGUCAUGACAGAAACUGCUUGUGGCAGCUGUUUGCCUGGUGGAAGCUCUGUGCAGUGGAGUUAUUAGCAGGCAGCUUCUAAACUGUCAUCCUAGCAUUUCAUUAACAAACUUCUAAAAGACAUAAUGAAUUAAUCUGUUGAGAGAAUUAAGCUUUAACAGUGCUGAGUUUGAACUGAAAGAAGUUAAAUGAAGCUCUCUGCCUACAUCCUGCCAAGCAGAGUCCCACUUGAUGUGUAAUGUGUAAUGGUGGAUAUGUACUAAAAUCUUGGAAAUAAAAAAAAAGAGAUUUAAACUCCUGUUGGGAACCUAUGUGAUUCAGGUAGGUGUUGGGAGAUGUUUAAGGCCCAGGCAGCAGUUACCUGGAGGUGUGUUUUAUAGCACAUAUAUUCUUCAUUUUACCCCUUGAAAGGUCAGAGGAGCUCGAGAUCCAGCCAGGGACGGGCACAGGAAGCAAACCCAACUGGCAGAGACAAGGCCAGAGAGGUGCCAGCUUUGGGGUGACGAGUGGGAUCUCUGAGGAUGCCUGGAGACCAAGGUCUGGGAGUGCUGGGGAAAUGAAACCCCUCAGCUGGGGCUGCAUGAGGUGAUCACUGUCUCCUAAAAACGAAAACCAAACCCAGAAUGGUCCAAAAAGCCCUAAAAGGCAUCAAGAAUUACAAAUAGGGAUUGAGCACUAAUGAGAGAAUAUCUUAAUUAGAUCUCACAACCUGUAGAGGAAUUCAUUAGAUUAAAAUGAAACUGAGCUUUGUGCUCUCAGGGUUUCAGUGUGAGAAUGGGAGAGGAAUAAUUUGCGAGGCUGGAUUGCUUUUUCUCUGAAUUUGUCUUUUUAACUUUUUACCGUGUCAGAAAAUUAUGAAAAGCUACUGGGAUGAUGUAUUUUGGGGUAGUUCUUAUCAUUUCCAUGGUUUCAGAAACAUGGGUAGAGUUUCCUAUUUAAUCUUCUCCUUCCAGGUUAAUUCCUUUCUUCCUGGGGUGUGCAGCCUGGCCCCCACUCACCAACCUGCUUUUGAUUCUCUACCAGUGAUAUUUUCUCUUUGUGAAUUUCUAUCAAUAUUUAAUACAGUGGUGUCAGUUUUGCUGUAAGAUGAGAGGAACUACUAGAAACCUUGAAUUAUACAUCAUGUGGCUGGGGGAAGCUGGCAGCGUUUUCCUUUGGACCCAAAGCUCUUGGAGCUGAUCUCCAGGACCUGCAGCCUGAAAUCCCAGUGAUGGAGGAGCCCCAGAAGAAGCCGAGCCAGCGGCACGAGGGGCGGCCCCGCAAGGUGAGGUUCAAAAUCUCCUCGGCUUACAGCGGGCGGGUGCUGAAGCAAGUCUUCGAGGACGGGCAGGAGCUGGAGCCCCCGGCCAAGGAGCACUCGCGGCGCUUCCUGCGCCACAGCUUCGAGCCGGGGCCCGGGGAGCUGCCAGAGAGCAGCUUCUGCUGGCCCACGGCCCUGACUGCGCAGAGGAUCAGCAUCCUCCGAGAGGAUCGGGAGCACGGGCUCAGCGGGACCGCGCCCCUGCUCAGCGACUGCCGGCCCGGCGCCAGCCACUGCAGGACUUCCCCAGUUGUAGAUUUUGGCAAGAUCAUCAUCUACACCAAUAACCUGAAAAUUAUCCGUGCACCGAUGAACCAGAAGGAGCUCAUGAGAAGAAUCAUCCAGACUGAGGGAAUAAAUGACUGGACGUUCGUGUACCGGGAGAAGAAAGAACGAUUUAGUGGUGGACAUAAAAAAGAUGGGGAGAAUAAGUUCACUUGCAACCAGCAUGUGCAGGAGGGCAGUGCUGAACACGGCUGCUCCCAGUGCAAAGGCUCAGGCUGUGCUCCCUGCUCGCUGUGCCACGGGAGCAAGUUCUCGAUGCUGGCGAACAGAUUCCGGGAGUCCUACCGGGCGCUGCGGUGCCCGGCGUGCGACGAGAGCGGGCUGGUGCCGUGCCGGGUCUGCGCUGCCUGAGCCCCCGGAGCAGCGCUGGGGCCGGGAACGGACGGGACAGGCCCUGCACAUCCCUCCCCUCUCCGGCCACCCUGCGGCCCGCCCUGUGCCCCCGGGCUGUGUCCCUGACACCCGGCGCGGGGCAGCCGCAUCCCCGACCCCAGCAAACAUCCAGCAUUCGGAGAAGCACCUGUGCAAUUGUCCCUGCAGCUGCAGCUCCAACAGCGCCACUGCUGCCCUGCCCCUCCUGUGGGGACUGGGACCAGUCUGUACUGGUGCAGUGCACAGGGGUACUGG
This is a messenger RNA of Prinia subflava (tawny-flanked prinia), 4097 nucleotides long. RefSeq names its product glutaredoxin and cysteine rich domain containing 2 (gene GRXCR2). Gene Ontology annotation, biological process: sensory perception of sound. Gene Ontology annotation, cellular component: stereocilium shaft; microvillus; stereocilium base. Lineage: Eukaryota; Metazoa; Chordata; Aves; Passeriformes; Cisticolidae. The transcript has 3 exons. The record is from RefSeq and is a predicted model, not a curated record. Bases 3096 to 3821 code for a protein of 241 amino acids.